AUGACAAGAUUGGGCGUGGACGGGGAUAAAAAUGAAAGAGGACCAAAUGUUCUGGUCCAGACCAGAAGUAGAUCCAUUUUGGGGUGUCUAGAAACAAGAAAGUUUGUGUAUCUUUCAAGUCAAUUUUUUUUGAAAUGUCAAUCAAACAUUGUCAAUUUAAAUUCACCGUGUAUUAAUUCCAUCCUGGCUUUAACCGAAUUCAUUGCCGCUAAUAACACCGCCAGCCUCUCCCUCCUCAAAUACUUCACCAACAAUGAAAGGGAUGACUUCGUCGUUAGUACUUUCACCGCACAGGCACUCAUUUCUUUGGUAAAAUUGGGAGCGAAGGGUCUAACCCACGACCAAAUCCACACAGCCUUCGAGACGCCCCUCCAACCAGACUACAUAAAAUACGCCAUGAAGACCCUCCUGCCCCAGUUUCUCCACAACAAGAACUUCUUCCUCCAACUCGGCGCCAGGAUCUUCGCCCCCCUAGACACCACCAUAAAACAAGAAUUCACAUUAGUGGCCGAAAAAAUCUUCUUCAUCGAAGUAAAACAAUUGGACUUCCAGAAACCCGAAGCCGCAGCCGUGGCUAUCAACGUAUGGGUGCAACAACAAACGAACAAAAAAAUCCAAGAAGUGAUAGUUCCAACCGGGAUCAAACCAACCACGAAAAUGCUUCUAGUGGAUGCGGUUUACGUAUCGGGGGCUUGGACCAAACCUUUCCAGAAAAACCAAACUGUCAAGAGCCAGUUCUACAAAACUCCGGAUGAUGUAGUCACGGCAGAAAUGAUGGGUACCUGCGAGAGGUUUUUUUACUGCGAGAGCGAAACUCUAGACGCUAAGUUCUUGAAAAUGAGUAUCCUAGGAAGUACCGCGUUUAUGGUGGUGGUUCUUCCGAACAAGAGAGACGGUUUGAAAGCUCUCGAACAGAAAGUUGAGGACUUGUUGGUGGAGCAGAAACUUAAUUUGACGUUGGUGGAUGUGAAUCUUCCGAAGUUUCGGGUUGAAACCAGGAGCAGUUUUGUCCCGGUUUUGCGUCAGGUGAGGGUAUCGCAAGCGUUUGAGACAAUGGCGAAUUUUAGUGAAAUUUCGGAGAAGGAGCAACUGUGUGUGGAUGAUGUUGUGCAAUCUGCUGUGGUGGAGAUUCACGAGAGAGGGAUCGGGCAACCGAGGAGAGUACAUAAGGCGGGUAUAGUCGAAGACAGAGGUGCAGCAAAUGGAGCCAGCUUAAAGAGGGAAAGUUUCAUUGCCGAUCAUCCUUUUCUUUUUUACGUUAGUGCCGAGGACAUCAUCCUUUUCGUCGGCGGGUUUUGGCUCCCGAAGUAUUUUGAAAAAUAAAGUUUAAAGAACUACUGUCAGUCUUAAGGAAACAUAAGUUUUAAAAAAAUUGA
Messenger RNA from Zophobas morio, 1376 nucleotides. RefSeq names its product antichymotrypsin-2-like. Bases 1 to 1323 code for a protein of 440 amino acids. The transcript is spliced from 5 exons. The record is from RefSeq and is a predicted model, not a curated record. Gene Ontology annotation, molecular function: serine-type endopeptidase inhibitor activity. NCBI's taxonomy places the organism in Eukaryota, Metazoa, Arthropoda, Insecta, Coleoptera, Tenebrionidae.